UCCCUCCAUGCCAGCAUAUAUACAAAGACAAGGAAGCAAAUGAUGAAACUUGAGCCGGGGCAAGACCAGCUUCAGAAAUACAAACCCCUGCUUCGCGAGCAACUCAAAAUCAGCACUGCAGUGGGCAACCCAAAUGCCCGAGGUCAACGAAAUGAAUCUUUGGCUUGGUUUUGGUCUGUUGAAGUCGACCUCAGGGGUCCUGAUCAAUCAUGGAAUGAGGAAUUUUACCAAGUCCAUUGGCUGAGGGCAAAGGCACUACAGGAUCAAUGGAGGAAAGAAAUGCUAUUGGUCAAAUUGGAGAUGGAUUGGACAUGUAAGUUCUUUUUGUGGAAA
Molecule: messenger RNA, 333 nt
Organism: Suillus fuscotomentosus
Lineage: Eukaryota; Fungi; Basidiomycota; Agaricomycetes; Boletales; Suillaceae
Exons: 2
Source: RefSeq, a predicted model, not a curated record